Molecule: messenger RNA, 1226 nt
Organism: Stomoxys calcitrans (stable fly)
Lineage: Eukaryota; Metazoa; Arthropoda; Insecta; Diptera; Muscidae
Product: hormone receptor 4-like
Exons: 2
Coding region: 1-639 (212 amino acids)
Source: RefSeq, a predicted model, not a curated record
AUGACGGCAACGUCUGGUGGGACGGCCAAACAAACAACGUCCACAAGACGCAAUUCAGCGCAUAUGCUGAAUAUGCAUGACUUUCGCAAAAAACUUAAUGUGGCCGCUGCCUUGCGCCACCACCAGCAGCAACAGCAACAGCAGCAUCAUCCAACACAUCACCACCAUCAUGCAUUACAACAUCCGCACCAUGCCAAUGCCAUGUCUAUAUUCCAGCAACAAGCGGCCAAUAUAAGACCUCCUCCGCAUCUCAUGAAUAACUGGAAUCUCUUGAAUCCCAGCAAUUUUUCGAAUGGCAGAGUGGGGGGAGGACCCCAAUUGCCACCGCCCUUAAUGCAUGGCAGUGGAGGUGCGGCUGGUGCUGGUGGUAUUAUCGGCAGCGGAGCCAAUGGCAACCGUCAUAGUAACCUGCCGCCCUCACAUCUAAAUCGCAAUGCAGCAUUAUUUGGUAGCGUUGCAGUGAUGGCACCCCGUUUCAAUGUUCCGCCGCCACCUAUGCAUGCCAAUCUACCGUCCCAGCAGCAGCAGCAACAACAACAACACCCACAACAACAACAACAACAACAACAGCAUUAUAAUAAUACGUCAAACGCAACGUCACCCUUUGACUUUUAUAAUCAAAAACUUCUAAUGAAUUGAUACCAGAACCUUAAUACCUAUCUACCUAACCUCUACUACUAUCCCCCUCGGGCCUUAUUAAAUGAUGAAACAAGAAGAAAAGAACAAACCAAACCACAAUACAUAAAAUUAAAAAAUAAAUUGUUAUUUAAAAUAAUUAUUUUUUUUUAUAAUUUUAUAAUCGGUAUUUUCUCAUGAAAUACUUUGUUAUUUUCCUUAUUUACCUUCCUUUGUACAUAAAAACUUUCAUGAAAAAUAAACUCAAAACACCCACAAAUAUGUAUUAUUUUUAUAAAAAUACAUGCUACUCUUAUUUUUUUAUAUAUAAAUUGUUUUUUUUUUAAGUUUUGUGUUUUACUAUUUUUUUUGUAACAUCUGUUUAGUUAUAAUUUUGUAUUUUUUUUAUAAUUGAACUAGUUAUAUGAAUUAGAAAAAAACCAAAUAAUAAUAUUAAGUGUUUAAGGUGUUAUAUAUAAAAGAAAAUAAUAAAAAAAGAAGAACAAAAAUAAAAACAAUGCCAUAAAAAAACAACCAAAGUAUAUUAUUCUAUACAUAAUUCUAUGUAUUUUAAUCAAAAUUGUAAGAAUUUUUUGUCAUUCAUAUUAUAU